AAAGUAUUCUAGAAGGGCUGUUUGGACCUGAAUUAUUAAAAGAUCUGGAAUUUGUUUAAAGACUUUGAACCUGAAGGUGUCUCUGAUUGGUCUUUUGAUGAAAAUUGUCUUUUCUGCUGUUUGAGAAGAGAAAAAGUGAAGGAACAUUUCGUCAGUCUGGAUGAUCCAGCAUUGGAAGUUGGGCAGCACGCUCUGCUUAAACAAGAGCAAACGAAGAUCACUUGGUUUGAGAGGCAAGCGGAAGAAUUCCUCCAUGAAGUCUUUUAUCGAAAAGAUAGUCCCAGGGUCUCAGACCCCAACAUUUCCUUAGUGGCCCGCGAGAUCAUGCAGCGGAUGAUCCGACAAUUUGCUGCUGAAUAUACCUCAAAAACUAGCUCUACUCAGGACUCCAGUUCGCCCAAUAGCACAAAGAACCAAAGCCUGCUGAAAGCAUCUCCGGUUGCCUCAUCCACUGCAGGUGCAAGAGCUCAAAAUCCCGUGCUCAGCAAACUUCUCAUGGCUGACCAGGACUCACCCUUGGACCUCACUGUCAGAAAGUCACAGUUGGACCCUAGUGAACAAGACGGAGUGCUUGAUCUGUCCACUAAGAAAAGUCCUUGUGCAGGCAACGCCUCCUUGAGCCAUUCACCUGGCUGCUCUGCUACUCCUGGGAAUGGGCGACCUGGGAGACCCAGCCAGCACCAUGCAGAGGGACUUCGGAGUGGUGAUGGGGUACCCCCAAGAAGCUGGCAGGAUGGAACGAGGGAAGGGUCUGGCCACUCCACAUCUCUCAAAGUUCCAUUGGCUCGAUCACUGCAGAUAAGUGAAGAACUGCUGAGCAGAAACCAGCAUGCUACCGCUGCCAGCCAUGGGCCAUCUGGGUUGCAGAAUCACGGACAGCACAUGAUACUAUCCAGGGAGGCUUCUUGGGCAAAACCACACUACGAAUUCAACUUUACCCGAAUGAAAUUCAGGGGAAAUGGUGCACUCCACAACAUUAGUGACCUUCCUUUUCUUACAGAAAACUCUGCUUUUCAAAAAAUGGCACUUCAAACUAAACAGGAUGGGAAAAAGGACAUGAGCCAUUCAACUCCUGUGGAUUUAAAGAUACCACAAGUUCGAGGCAUGGACCUUUCAUGGGAAUCCCGUUCUGGUGACCAGUAUAGCUAUAGCUCUUUGGUGAUGGGUUCACAAACGGAGAGCGCGCUUAGUAAAAAGUUAAGGGCUAUCCUUCCGAAACAAAAUAGGAGGAGCUUGCUGGAUCCUGGACCAGAUUCCUGGGGCUCAGAUGCUGAGCAAUCUACCUCUGGACAGCCAUAUUCCACCUCUGAUCAGGAGGGUGAUCCUGGCUCUAAGCAACCUCGGAAGAAAAGAGGCAGAUACAGACAAUACAACAGUGAGAUAUUGGAGGAAGCGAUUUCUGUGGUGAUGAAUGGGAAAAUGAGCGUUUCCAAAGCUCAGAGUAUUUAUGGGAUUCCCCACAGCACCCUGGAGUAUAAAGUGAAAGAGAGGCUGGGCACUUUGAAAAACCCUCCAAAGAAAAAAAUGAAAUUGAUGCGUUCGGAGGGACAGGAUGUCUCUGUAAAGCUUGAGAUAGAUCCCCAGGGAGAGGCAGCACACAGUGCAAAUGAGUCAAAGGACGAUUAUGAGGAGACAGCAGAGGCAGUAGCAAUAGAUUCUCUUGGCCAGCCGAAAUCUCCAUUGGAAAAAAUUAUGGUCAGACUCUGCACAUACCACCAGAAACACUUCGUCCGUGUCCUGAAUGACAUCUGCACUGAAGUACAAACAGGCUAUGAGGGCCAGCAGUUAUCUGGACCUGAAAACAUGGAUGUGUCUACUUGUAGUUCAGGGUGCAGCCAAUAUCAUAUUGAGAACCAGGAGCGUGGAACCUCUUGCUCUGAGUCAAAACUUCCUCUGUUGCUGGAUGCAGAACCAUCAGAGGCUCGUGGUUCUUUGAGAAUACUAUGCCAUGCACUGAAACAUGCUGUAGAACUGAAAUCUACAGACAGAAGAGAAAACUUCAGUUCUAUUGUCAGAAGAGACUUCCCUGAGCUUCCAACUAUUAGAACAACUUCUAUAAGUCCCAGAGAUAGUCCCACCCAAGGGUACCUCACUGCCUCCAAUACCCAUCACUCUAUUAAAAAUCUGGAAGGGCAGACCUCCGCUACUGAGCAAGAGAUGGGGGUUAGGAAAGGUGAAGAUGACAAAGAUCAGGUGCAAAGUAGAGGUUUACAGGGAGGCUAUGUAGCUGUGAAAGCAACAAAUGUACACAUUAAUGAGGAGGUUUUAGAGAAUAGGGUAGGUUCUUUGAAGAACCCUUUCAAAGCUUUCCCAGAGGAAACUCGAGAGCCAGCUUUCACCACUAGCUCUCCACGGAGAGCAGACAAAGAGAAUGCCUUGCAGUGCAGCUCCAAAGCCUCUGUGCACCAGGAUACUGAAAUCAAUGACCAAGAAACAAGAUCAAAGGUAGAGAAUCACUAUCUGGCUUCAGGGAAAAGCAAGGGAGGCUGCCACAUGCAUCCUGGUGACAAGACUCAUGUGGAGAAUGCCAAAGACAUUUGGCUGCCUAUUAAUUCCAUGCCAGCAGUGCACCACAAAACCACCAAUGGGCACUCCCGGGUCAAGAGUAUUUCAGCUUCUACUAAAAGUACACGUAAAAGCAAGAAGUCUUCAGGACUAAGAAUAAAUGACUAUGAUAAUCAAUAUGAUGUUGUCUAUAUUAGCCAACCAAUUACAGAAUGUCACUAUGAGAAUAAAAAGACAGUAUCAGCAAGAAAGACAGCAAGGAAGAGCACUCGUGGAUAUUACUACAAUGGUGAAUGUUGUGAGCUUCCUACUAUUCGCACCUUGGCCAAGAUUUCGCAUUCACAGGAGAAUGGGAACACCCUGGAAACAAGGCCUGAGGUGCUAACAAGUCCUAUCCAGGGCACUGUUCUUCCAAGUGGCAGCUAUUUGGCUGCAGCUGAACCUGUGGGUAGCAAUGAUGAUCAAAGAUCUUCCACAACGGCCCCUAUUCAAGAAGAUUCCUUCAACGAAAUAAGACCUGAACAAUGCUAUUAUGAAAGCAUCUCUUCUGAGGUCAAUGUCCUGAAACAGAGAGAGGUUAGUCUUGCUGAAGAAGCUACCAUGCCUGUUUCUCUAUUUCCCUGCCCUAUUUUUCAUCCAGAUAAAGACAGCUUGUUUGUGUCUUCACUGCAGACCAUGACUGUCUCUUUCCCUCAACAGAAUGAAGGGGACUUGCAAGACAGUACUAGCAUGCUGGAGGCACAUAGCUCUGGCUCUGAUUCUUAUAACUGUAAUAGACCGAAAGAAAAUAGUGACAGUAUAGCAGACUCUGUUGUACAUUCUGUGUCAGAAGCUGCUAAUGAUAAAACAGCUUCUCUGUUCUUGGGAAAUGUGACUAUCCCAGAACCGCCUAUUUUGAUAGAACCAGAACCCCAUGUUAGCAUGGAUCUGUUGAUGCCUGAAGUAUCUGCCAAUAACAUGGACUUGUUGCCUCCACUAGAGGAGCCUGCUUCUAUUAUAAAUGUAUCACCAUCUAUAGAACCCCCACUACUUUCCCCUAUAGACUUGGCAGAACCCUCAGUAGUACCACCUGCUCUAGAUGUUCUGGAACCUUGUAUGACAUUUCCUUCAGAGAUUCCCUAUAUUCCCAACAGUGUAUCACCUGUGCAGCUUGUUGCCAGCCCAAGGAGCAUGUCUCCUGUAAUUCAUCCUACCGGUGGGGUGCCUGAACUUCCUGCUCAUAUUGACCUAGAACUUUCAGAGACUCUUUCUGCAGAACCUUCAGUGGUAGCAACUAUCAAAAUGGAUGUGGAGCUUCCCCAGCUGCUUUCCAAUUUAGAAGCAGCAACGCUGCCUCUCAGUUUGGAUUGUACUAACACACACGAAACCAGUGUUGAAAAUUCCCAGAAUUUGAAAGAAGGACUCUCUGUUGAAUGUAAAAAUGUGCUGCCCAUUGUGGAUGCCAAUGAAGAUAAGAGAGAGAAAAAUAUAAAUGAUACAAUAGACAUCAGUGAGACCACCAAGUCUGAGGAGGAAAUAGAGGCUAAUAGUGAAAUUCCAGUAGAGCUCAAAACAUCAGAAAAGGACAAGAAAGAGACUUCUUCCAAAACAAACAUAGACAAAAAACGAAGGCGGGAGAAAAAAACCCACAUUGUUUCGGAUCGCUGUCUUCGAAGCCAGCAGUCUCUGGCGCCUACAGAGGACAGUUCUGAACAACCCUGUUCUUCCAACUCUGUUCAGCUUCCGCAGCUACAGAUAAAGCUUUCUAAAAAUCCUGGUGCUAAGCGUUUUAAGAGAGAGGUACAUCUUGAUGGGGCAACAUCUGUCUGUGUUCCUAAUGACAGACUCCAUCACACACUGCUAAAUGAUAGUAGCAAAUCUAUUGAACAGCAGGCAGACGAGGGAAAUGACAUCACAAUAAGGCAGACCUAUAAGAAACUGAUGGCAAAGGAAUCUAUAAUAGAAGGAAGCCAGAAUGGAGAAGAUAACAAAGAUAAUCCAGCAGCAAUGCUUGAAAUUUGCUUAGAAGCCAGUUCUGACAAGAGAAGUGUUCAUGUUCCAACAGAGGUGUCUGAUAAGACCAAAAAGCAGAUAGAUUUAAAGCCAGAAUGUUUAGAGAAUUCUGACAGUCCUAUGAAUAUUAUUGAAGUAUUGUCCAACCAGCAUGAAACAAGUAGCUUCACAUGUCCUAGUAGCAAGCAUGUACGGCCAGAGAAGACAAUGAAAUGCAAGAAACCAGCUCUACAGUUCUAUAACUUGAGACACACUCCUACUACAUCUCAUGUGGUCACUGCCACAAAAAAUACAUCAGAAAAAACAAUUGUACAAGCAAACUCUGAUAUCAUGACCACAUCAGCAGAUCCCGUUCUCGCAGAUGAACCAAAUGCAAGAAAUGAAAACUCUGUUGAUUUUAAAAGCAUAAAAGUACUUUCUGACAAGCCCAGAUUUGUGGAAUGGUGUGCUGAGGAAGACAACCAAGAGCUCAUCACUAACUUUAAUGCCCAGUAUAUGAAGAUCCAGAAAGGCUGGAUUCAGCUGGAGAAGGAGGCUCAGCCAGCUCCAAAGGUCAAGAAUAAAUCUGACAAGUUGAAAGAGAUUUGGAAAAGCAAGAAGAGGACUCGAAAAUUUAAAGGAUCCACUGAAGUCCAGAAAUUGUCCCCUGUUCAGAUGCUUUUCAUGAAGAGUUUUGAUAUAUCCAAUAUCUGUAAAUGGUUUAUGGAGACAACUGAAACCAAAUCUCUGGUCAUUGUGAAGAAGCUGAACACACGUAUCCCAGGAGACAUUCCUCUCAUGAAGCUUCCACUCCAGAAGGGUUGUUCUUCUGGCAUCUAUCCCAGUUCUCUCCAAGCAGAGCGUCUAAAGAAACACUUAAAGAAGUUUGCUGCUAUGACCCCAGCAAAAAAUACUAUAAAGAUUCAAAAGCUGUGGACCAGACUUCGAGAGAAUAGUGAUCAGACUGAGUCAGAGCAGAUUGUCAGUCCAAAGCCGACAUCUCCCUCUGAAGUCAGCUUGGCGCAAUGUAUUGGACCCAAGAGCAUCCAGCCUUCUCCUAGCAUGCCGGUGCAGACUAGCUCACGGAUCUUGAGGAAAUAUUCCAACUUGAGAGGCAAACUUCAUGGAUUCCAUAGAGUGGUCAAACAGGAGAGGCCUGACUGUGUGUCCAAGCACCUCUUGACCGAAAGCAGUUCAAGCAACAAGAGCAUGUGCAUUAAACCCUUGAUGUCCCCCAAGUUGGCCCAGCAAGUGAAAGCCAUCCAACUUCCUACUAAAACCACUCUGAUUGAAAAAAGAGGAAAGGGGAGAAAAGGGAAAGGAAAGUUACAGGAGGACACCUCCACUAAAGGCAGCCUUCAGCAAAGCAAAAAGAAGACACCAAAUGAGAAUAUCAGGACGCUGACCCUGGGGCAGUUGAGUCCUUCAAGCAAGGAAAGAAUCUCUCUUAAGAAAGUCAGUAAAGUGAAGCAAGCGGGAGCUCCAGCUACUAGAAAGCAGACAGCAGCAGGAAAAAACAGUAAGCACACCUCUCAGAAUGAGAAGUCAAAGAAACUAAUUGACUCACAACCUGGGAAAAAAAAGGCUCCCACCCACAUGGGGAAAGCCAGUACCAGUCAAAAGGCCAGCCUGCUCUCUAAGCAGCAAGGGCUUAUGAAGGCUCUAAAGGAGAAAAUGGUGCGAGAUCCCCCCAGCCAGUCUCUUAAAAAGGCAAGCAGUGAGAAAGCUCUCACCAGGUCAGUGAAACGAAUUCAGGAGAACAAAACUCGGAGCAAGAGGAAGCUGAGGGCAAAGAAAGAACCUUCUCCCAGCAAGCGCAGGCGACUGGAUGCAAAGUAG
Molecule: messenger RNA, 6315 nt
Organism: Protobothrops mucrosquamatus (brown spotted pit viper)
Lineage: Eukaryota; Metazoa; Chordata; Lepidosauria; Squamata; Viperidae
Gene: LCOR
Product: ligand dependent nuclear receptor corepressor
Exons: 7
Coding region: 325-6315 (1996 amino acids)
Molecular function (GO): DNA binding
Source: RefSeq, a predicted model, not a curated record